UAAUGAUGAUAUUCUGUUUUAAAUAAAAAAGUCAAUAUAAUUAUCAAUACCAUUAAGUUUUUUUUUCCUUACAAUAAUCAGGCUGCUAAAGUGGGUGUUCAUUAGAGCGUGAAGUUGAACUUAUUAUCUGUAUUUUACAUUUUAAAAUUUUUUUUUUGUUACGAUUGUGUUUUCCUUAAUCAUUGAGAAAUUCACACUGCAUUGUAUAAGGUGAAAGGACCAUUAGCAGUUCUAUUUAAACUCAAAGAUCAUACUUAUUAUCAUUGCUUAUAAAAUAAGAAAAAAAAAAAAAAAUAGAAAAAGAUAGAAGAUUUAAUAAGUGAUUUGACGAUCAGCCAACUGAUUGACAUCAUCGGAAGAUGAAAUGGAACGUCAGGUGUUUAAUUUAUGUUUAUUAUUUUUCAUUUGUAAUAUAAGUAUUGGAUAUUGUGUAACUGUAACUGAAGUUAAAGCUGGACAUCUUGCUGUAUUACCAUGUCUAAGUAGUGAUGAUAAUCAUCGAUUUAUGUUUUGGCAAUUGAGUGAUGAUCAUGAUAUUAUCGGCCCUGGUAAUCCAAUCGACAAAGAUAAAUAUAAUUAUGAAGUUUUAACUGGCAAACUUCUUAUCAGGGGUGUAUCAACAAAAGAAGCCGGUUUUUAUAAAUGUGUUUCUAAGGGUGUUGAGGAUCAUUCAGCCAUAAAUGUUCAUGUGGUAGAGUUAGUUGUGAGAAAAGAAUGGGAUGUUCCUUUGGAUAAUGCAUUUGAGACAAAAUUACUCAGAGGAAUGACUGGAGUUAUGGUAAUUGUCGUUGGCAUUGCAGUUGUACUUCUCAUUAUGGUACUGAAGAAGAAAAAAAAUCGCACCUUUUUCGACCUUGAAGAAUCUCGUGAUAAUUCGCCAGCAAAAUAUCGACCUGACGAAGUACAACCAAAACCUGGUCCAUCAAAAAUUGAAUCUGUUGGUCUUGAUAAUGCUGGUCUAGAUGUUGAUUUUCCUCAAGUAUUCACACAAAUGCAAACAAAUCAAGGACUUAGCCAUUAAUUUUGCCAAAAAUUUUAAAACAAUUAUAUGUAUUUUAAAGUUAUAAUUAAAUAAUUAAUUAUUCAUGUAAAUUACAAAUUUGAAACUUGUCAACUCAAUAAUUUUUUUCUAAUCAAGUAUAAAAGUAAUCUCAAUGAAAAAAAAAAAAAAAAAAACGAAACAAUAUUAAAACCAAAAAAAUAUUUUAAUUUUAAAAUAAUUAUAAAUUAUUAUUUAAUAAUUUAUAACAUAAAUAGAUAAAUUAAUAGGCUAAGA
Molecule: messenger RNA, 1276 nt
Organism: Aphidius gifuensis
Lineage: Eukaryota; Metazoa; Arthropoda; Insecta; Hymenoptera; Braconidae
Exons: 5
Coding region: 365-1021 (218 amino acids)
Source: RefSeq, a predicted model, not a curated record